Ostreococcus tauri is the source of this 171-nucleotide messenger RNA. RefSeq names its product unnamed product. Bases 1 to 171 code for a protein of 56 amino acids. The transcript has a single exon. The record is from RefSeq and is a predicted model, not a curated record. NCBI's taxonomy places the organism in Eukaryota, Viridiplantae, Chlorophyta, Mamiellophyceae, Mamiellales, Bathycoccaceae.
AUGUCGCCACGCUCAUUGGUUGAGACGUCUGUCGCGCUGACGAGAGACUCCUCGGGGCUCUCUCGCGGGACAGCCAUAAGCUCAUCCGUGAGCUGGAACACGUUCUGCGAGUUCCUCCUCCCAUUUUUACUCGAGCGCGGAUACGAACCGCCAUCGUACUGGUGUAAUUAA